CGGAGGCCCGUAGAGCGCAUGCUCGGGGCAGUUCGCGGCCGGCCGCCGAGCGCCGGAGUUGCUUUUGGCUGCCCUGCACCGAGGACAGGAAGAUGCCACCCAAGCGCAUAGCUAAGAGAAGGUCACCCCCAGAAGAUGCUAUCCCCAAAAGCAAGAAGGUGAAAGACACUCGUAACCGCCGUCCUGCUCCUCGCUCCUGCCAAGUCUCACACAGGUCCCACAACACAGAACCGGGCUUGGUGCUGACACUGGGCCAGGGCGACGUGGGCCAGCUGGGGCUGGGUGAGAGUGUGCUGGAGAGGAAGAAGCCGGCCUUGGUACCCCUUCUACAGGAUGUUGUGCAGGCCGAGGCCGGGGGCAUGCACACUGUGUGUCUGAGCCAAAGUGGCCAGGUCUACUCCUUUGGCUGCAAUGACGAGGGUGCCCUGGGAAGGGACACCUCAGUCGAGGGCUCAGAGAUGGUCCCCGGGAAAGUGGAACUGCAAGAGAAAGUGGUGCAAGUGUCAGCGGGGGACAGUCACACAGCAGCUCUCACUGAAGACGGCCGAGUCUUCCUCUGGGGCUCUUUUCGGGACAAUAAUGGUGUGAUCGGGUUAUUGGAGCCCAUGAAGAAGAGCAUGGUGCCUGUUCAGGUGCAGCUGGACACGCAGGUGGUAAAGGUAGCCUCGGGGAACGACCACUUGGUGAUGCUCACAACUGAUGGAGACCUCUACACCUUGGGCUGUGGGGAGCAAGGUCAGCUGGGCCGUGUACCUGAGUUAUUUGCCAACCGAGGUGGCCGUCAGGGCCUUGAGCGACUCCUAGUCCCCAGAUGUGUGCUGCUGAAGUCCCGGGGAACGCGGGGCCGCGUGCGGUUCCAGGAUGCCUUCUGUGGCGCCUAUUUCACCUUCGCCAUCUCCCGUGAGGGCCAUGUGUAUGGCUUUGGCCUCUCCAACUAUCACCAGCUCGGAACUCCAGGCACUGGGUCUUGCUUCAUUCCUCAAAACUUGACAUCCUUCAAGAAUUCCACCAAGUCCUGGGUGGGCUUCUCUGGUGGCCAGCAUCAUACAGUCUGCAUGGAUUCAGAAGGAAAAGCAUACAGCCUGGGCCGGGCUGAGUACGGCCGGCUGGGCCUGGGGGAGGGUGCUGAGGAGAAGAGCAUACCCACCCUCAUUUCCCGGCUACCGGUGGUCUCCUCAGUGGCCUGUGGGGCUUCAGUGGGGUACGCUGUGUCCAAGGAUGGUCGUGUUUUUGCCUGGGGCAUGGGCACCAACUACCAACUGGGCACCGGGCAGGAGGACGAUGCCUGGAGCCCGGUGGAGAUGACUGGCAAACAGCUGGAGAACCGUGAGGUGUUAACGGUGUCCAGUGGGGGCCAGCACACAGUCUUACUAGUUAAGGACAAGACCCAAAGCUGAUGACAUCUAUGUGGGCCUGGCUUCUGGCCCCAACCCAGCUUCACAGAACAGGAGCGGCCAGCUACAGAUCCCAGAAGGCCCCUCCCCACCCCUGAGCAGAAAUCAUCUCCUGUCUUUCCCAUCACCACAGCAGAAUCCUUUUUCCUUCUGUUUUGUCCUCUUUCUAGAAUCAUCCUGGUACUUGUGGGAUACGGGGGGAUGGGAGGAGGAUCUCAGAAGAUCUUAGCUUACCAGAGGCUUACUUUGUUAGACCUUUCUUCCCUUCGAUACCCUGCCUCCUGUGGUCCUAGCUGGCACUGGCUCCUGCCCUGGGGUUUUGGUGCCCACACUGAAAAGUUGGGACUCCAUGAAGCCCUGCUUCCCAUGAGCCAUUCUUUCUGUUCCUAACAGUUUACGAGGAGACAGAUGGUUUGUAAAGUCAUCAGAUCCAGUUGUCAUGGACCCAUGCCUGGAGAGCUGGACAAAGGCUUUCUGUGUGACCUAAGCCAAAUACUUGGCUCUAAACAGGUGUCCAUGGACAAAAACAGUGACCCACUUGAAGAAAACCAACUGUCCUCCCAAAAGCACAAAGCACCCAGUGUCCCUUGGGUGUCACCUGUCCGUUCCCCAUCAGUCAGCCUUUCUGCCAUAGAGGACUGGAUAGCCAUGCUGGGCUCGGCUGGGCAGUCAAGGCAGGGUAUUGGGGAAGGGGUAGGGGUGGGGGCUUCUAAUGGUGCUGAGGGAGGAGUGAAGGGAAAGGUGUGGAGGGGCAGAGGCUGGUCCUAAGAAAAGUAUAACAGUGGCUGAGAAAAUAGUUUUGAUUUUUUUUAAUUGUAUGAUAUUUUGGAGGGGAGAGUAAAAUCUUGUAACACUUUGAAUAAAUUUAGAGUUUUAUAAAGA
This is a messenger RNA of Rattus rattus (black rat), 2276 nucleotides long. It is a transcript of the gene Rcc1, whose product is annotated as regulator of chromosome condensation 1. The transcript has 11 exons. The record is from RefSeq and is a predicted model, not a curated record. Gene Ontology annotation, cellular component: cytoplasm. Lineage: Eukaryota; Metazoa; Chordata; Mammalia; Rodentia; Muridae. The coding region runs from base 93 to 1397 and encodes 434 amino acids. Gene Ontology annotation, molecular function: guanyl-nucleotide exchange factor activity.